Molecule: messenger RNA, 591 nt
Organism: Sphaeramia orbicularis (orbiculate cardinalfish)
Lineage: Eukaryota; Metazoa; Chordata; Actinopteri; Kurtiformes; Apogonidae
Gene: cox5b2
Product: cytochrome c oxidase subunit 5B2
Exons: 4
Coding region: 85-477 (130 amino acids)
Biological process (GO): mitochondrial electron transport, cytochrome c to oxygen
Cellular component (GO): mitochondrial envelope; respiratory chain complex IV
Source: RefSeq, a predicted model, not a curated record
CUCAGAGCGGCCUGGGUCAUCUCAGUCCAUCUGUCAGUUGUGUUAGACUCAUUUCUAGUUCGGUACCUGAAUUUAAGACCAGAAAUGGCGGGACGGCUUCUCCUCCGAACCUGGACGACCACGGCCCUUCGGCUGAGGACCACUGCGGCCGUUAGACCCGCUCCCCGGGCCAUGACCACCGUGAAAGUUUCAGGAGUUCCUACAGAUGAUGAACAGGCCACAGGACUGGAGAGACGGGCCCUGCAGGCUCUAAAACAGGGAAAGGAUCCGUACAGUAUCCUGAAGCCGAAGACGUACGCUGGAACCAAAGAGGACCCUCAUAUCGUACCAAGCAUCAACAAGAAGAGGAUGGUGGGCUGUCUGUGUGAGGAGGACAACACCGCCAUCGUGUGGUUCUGGCUCCAUGAGGGCGAGGCCCAGCGCUGCCCCUCAUGUGGGUCACACUACAAACUGAUCCACCAUGACCUGCCUCACUGAAAACCACCGGGACACCGUAUCACGGUGGAUCCGCCUCCUCUGUGGCCGUAUACUGCAAUGUGUGCACCUGCUGUAAACAUAUAGUUUAUCAUUAAAAUGUAACCCUAAACUGAA